Molecule: messenger RNA, 1149 nt
Organism: Uranotaenia lowii
Lineage: Eukaryota; Metazoa; Arthropoda; Insecta; Diptera; Culicidae
Product: plasminogen-like
Exons: 5
Coding region: 1-1149 (382 amino acids)
Biological process (GO): proteolysis
Molecular function (GO): serine-type endopeptidase activity
Source: RefSeq, a predicted model, not a curated record
AUGUAUGUCACUGCCAGCAGCUGUCCUAUUAGUGUGACAUGCACAGGGAAAGUCCCGCAACUUACCACAAAACGCUUCCCACCCACCCACGCGCUCAUCCGAAUUGAAAAACUUCAGGCCAACCGUUUCCGGAACGUUUCAUCGUCGGUUGAAGUUUCACUAUCGUUAGCCCAUGUCCGGCGGUUUCUGGUGGCUUUGCUGUGGAUAUUCUCAGUGAUUUAUGGGCAACCGACCGGAAGCAACCGACAAGGAUCUUCUUCUUCGGGGAAAACGUCUGAUGAUAGACCGAUUCAAACUCGACCCACGCGAGUUGAUACGUUCUAUGAUGAAUGGCAAUCAAGCUCCUUGACAGCCGGUGAAGUGACAACCGGAGGCAGAGAACUGAACUGUACCGCAUGUAAAUGUGGAAAUAAGGAAACGGGAGCGAAAAUUGUCGGUGGCAUGACUGCCCCAGAGAAUAAGUACUCGUGGAUGGCUGCACUGUACUACAAUAAUAAAUUUAUUUGCGGUGGUUCUCUCAUCUCCGAUCGCUAUGUCAUUACCGCAGCUCACUGUGUGUUCCGUACGGAUCCCGCCAGAUUCAGGAUUCAAUUUCUGGUUCACAACCGGACCAACCCUACCUCUAGUUCAGUGGAACGUAGCGUCAAAUCGAUCAAAUCCUUCUUCUACAAUAUACUGACCAACAACAACGACCUGGCGCUGCUAGAGUUGAUGUUUCCGGUCAAUGUGGGAGAUCAGCUGGUUCCGAUCUGUCUUCCGCCGGCCAAUGAUAAGCUGUACGAGGGUAAAAUGGCCGUCGUAACCGGAUGGGGCAAAACGGCAGUCGGCGGGUUGGCGGCUACCCUUCAGGAACUUCCGGUACCAAUUUUUACGAACACGGCUUGCCGAAAGGCGGGCUACUGGGGCUUUCAGAUCACCAACAAAAUGCUCUGCGCAGGGUACUUGGAAGGGGGUCGCGAUUCUUGUCAGGGUGACAGUGGGGGACCGCUUCAAAUAUUCAACAACGAUACCCGUCGCUACGAAUUGGCAGGGGUUGUAUCCUGGGGUAGAGCAUGUGCCCAGAAAAACUACCCGGGUGUUUAUACGAGAAUCAGCAAAUUCCUGCGCUGGAUCGGGAACAAAGUGAAGGACUCCUGCAUAUGUAACUAA